AUGAAGCAGAACAACGAGAACAAUUAUGUGAGAGUGUCAUAUAAUAACUUUAUGACUACUCGCAAUCGAUAGUUUGGAAAUGAACUCACGAACUUUUAGCGAAUCCCCACUCGUUCUGCUUCUCAAUUCAUAUGUUCAAAGCCCAUUCUUAAAAUGGAAGAGGAAAUCAUCCCUCCAGAAUUUGUGAACCCAUACGUAGUUGAUAUAUUUGAAUACCUAUGUGUCAAUCAACAUAAGUUCAUGUGUUAGACUCCAUUUUAUAUGAAUUUAUAAUUGGAUAUCACAAAUCAAAUGCGUUCAAUUCUAAUAGAUUGGCUAGUGGAUGUACAUCUCAAAUUUAAGUUACAACCUGAAACCCUUUACUUAACAAUCAACCUUAUAGAUCGCUAUUUGUCAAAAAACACAAUCAUGAGAAAUAAACUACAAUUGGUUGGGAUUGCAUCUUUAUUCAUAGCCUCUAAAUUUGAAGAGAUCUAUGCACCUGAAUUGAAGGAUUUCGUGCAUGUCUGUGACAACGCCUACACCAAAGAAGAAAUCUUAGAAAUGGAAAGCAAAAUCCUUUUGACUGUCCAAUUCAGCUUGACUUACACCUCACCACUUAAAUUCUUAGAACGAUAGAUUCAAGGAGCCAACCUUUGCGAUAAAAUCAACUAUGCCUCCCGCAUGAUCCUAGAAUUGUCCCUACUAGACAUUAAAUGUUUAAAGUUUUCUUCCUCAUUGCUAGCCACCACCUCCAUACUCCUUGCCAUCAAUAUGCUAAGAUCUCCACAAGUUCUUCCCUCAUCCUUGCAUUAUAUUGAAGACUAAGAGGAAUUAAGACAAUGUUUAUCAGAAUUCCUACCUGUUAUUUCACUUUUAAAAAGUUUCAACAUGACCGCAAUCAGGAGAAAGUAUCAACUGGAAAAGUUCAAUAAAAUCGCAGAUGUCAUCCUAACCAUCCUCCCUAAUUAAUAAUGA
This is a messenger RNA of Paramecium tetraurelia, 957 nucleotides long. RefSeq lists its product as uncharacterized. Gene Ontology annotation, molecular function: cyclin-dependent protein serine/threonine kinase regulator activity. The record is from RefSeq and is a predicted model, not a curated record. Lineage: Eukaryota; Ciliophora; Oligohymenophorea; Peniculida; Parameciidae. Gene Ontology annotation, biological process: mitotic cell cycle phase transition; regulation of cyclin-dependent protein serine/threonine kinase activity. Gene Ontology annotation, cellular component: centrosome; nucleus; cyclin-dependent protein kinase holoenzyme complex. The transcript is spliced from 3 exons.